Acanthochromis polyacanthus (spiny chromis) is the source of this 2606-nucleotide messenger RNA. RefSeq names its product bMERB domain containing 1 (gene bmerb1). Gene Ontology annotation, cellular component: microtubule cytoskeleton. Gene Ontology annotation, biological process: negative regulation of microtubule depolymerization. The coding region runs from base 214 to 813 and encodes 199 amino acids. The record is from RefSeq and is a predicted model, not a curated record. The transcript has 6 exons. NCBI's taxonomy places the organism in Eukaryota, Metazoa, Chordata, Actinopteri, Pomacentridae.
CCGUUCGCACUGCGCAUGCUCCCUACAUCCUCUCCUCUCCAGCCACACGUCAAAGGGACUUGAAAGCUUGAAUAAAGAUGCUCAACGUCUCGGGUCGCUGGAGUCUUGUCACCGGGUGAAACCGAGUCCUACAGAGGGACGCACGCAGCGGGAACGUGCAGCUUUAACGGAACGACAGCCCCGUUUCUGGCUUUCUAGCGCGGGGGCACCGACAUGGAGCUGAAGAAAUCUAUUUCGGACACCGAACGCGCGCUCAGGAGCUACGGAGCCGUUUCGGAAACGGCGUGGACAACGGACAAAGGCCACUCAGAUGUGUCCAUGGCAGAGAGCACCAUGUCUCCAGAGGAAAUUGAAGUGGAGAUGGCUCGUAUCCAGCGCCUGCGGGAGGUCCUGGUGCGCCGAGAGUCAGAACUGCGUUUUAUGAUGGAUGACAUUCAGCUCUGCAAAGACAUCAUGAGUUUAAAGCAGGAGCUCAGACAGAUUGUCGCAGUACCAGAGAAAGAAAAGAACAAGAAGCACAGGCAGCGGGAAGAGGAGCUGAUCCUGAAGAUCCAUAAACUGGUGCAGAAGAGGGAUUUCCUGGUUGAUGAUGCUGAGGUGGAGAGAUUAAGGGAACAAGAGGAGGACAAGGAGAUGGCCGAGUUCCUCCGGCUGAAGCUGAUGCCUCUGGAGCAGAAACUCAAAGUCACACAAAAUCCUCCAAAGCCCAAGAGACAAAUCCCCGAGCCGCCUCCCAACAAACCGUUCAUCACCAAAUCAGGGGCGGCCAUCAUUAAGGACUGCUGCGGAGCCACCCAGUGUGCCAUAAUGUAACUGGCACAGACUUCUACAUGUCGGACACACAUCACAUGACACGACAUACAUCCACCCCACCACCCCGUUACCCAGAGAACCUCAGUUAGCAGCGUUUGAUCUUGAAACUGCUCAGGGAUCAGAUUUGUAGUUUGGCUGCAGGGAGCUGAUCAGUAUUCAAGGGAAACUCUGCAGGAAAGAUAUUUGUCAAGAAGGAGAGAGUUGAAUACGUGUUGAUGAGCAGAACUACAAGCACAAUAAACUAACAGCUGAGGUUGUCUGUCUGACGGAAAAAAAAAUAAAUCCAUUUUCAUCCCAUCAUGUUUGACAACAGGUAUUUACAGUGUCACAUUUCAGCUCAUAAGCAUCAACUGGUGAACCUCUUUCACUUUCAGGAGACCCGAUUCUCUGCAUUUUCACAAGAUUCCCCCCAAAACUCACAAAUAGUAGCCUGUAAAGUGACUUAUGCAAACUGGUAUAUAAAUACUAGAGAGGAGCGGCAGCCCGUGGAAGCUUUUGAGCCGAGCAAUAUUCUUAAAACAGCAGGUUUAUAGUCUGGACAUGAGGAGUUUACAGAUAAAAAAAUGUCACCAAAAGCUCAUAAAUCAAUUAAAAGACUUCACACUGCUACAAAGAUGGGUCAUAUUGGGCACAGAGCCAGUUAGGAAUAUUUGGGUGAUACAACAGAAGUCUGAGAGUCCUCAAAGAGACUGACACAAGACAGUAAACAAAGCUGCAAAAGGCAGAAUUAUUCAUUUAUAUCAAAAGGAUAACUAAACGGAAAAAUAGUGGACAUGUUCUGAAUUAAGGGGUUGAUGGAAACUUUGAUAUAAAUAUAGCAGGAACUUUUAACAUUUAUUUCAUUAUUACUCAUAACAUGUAACCAAUCAUAGUGCUAUAUGUGCACAGAAAUGCUCCAUUCUUAUUACUGUUUGUAUACUUCUACAUUUCUUUCCUCACCACCUCUUUUUUCUUUUCGCUCCCCACCAGAGAUGUGAACAAAGGGAGGGGUGGGUGUGUGUGUGUGUGUGUGUGUGUGUGUGUGUGUGUGUGUGUGUGUGUGUGUGUGUGUGUGUGUGUGUGUGUGUGUGUGUGUAUUUAAAGAGUUUUUGUUCAGGUAAAUAUGAUGCGAGACACAGCUGCAUCAUCUAAUCUGAAUCUAAAUAUAAUCUGAUGAAAGGAUCAGCCUUUAUGGGGUGGGAAAGCAUGAACUCCUAAUUUUAGUGUUACAGAUAAUAAACAGAAACAUAAACAAAAAAUUACCAAUAAGCCAACAUUAAAAUGUGUCUUCAGACUUUCCGUAGCACUAACUGGCCUGCCGCCUCAUGGGACUCACGUUUGUAGUGUUUUCAUUAACCUCUCAUGAUCUUGACUUCUGUAUAUGAUAAACAGUUCAACCAUUUGUCAUCAUGAAAACUUCACCCCUCCCCAAAGUCAACACGUCACCCAUCUAACAUCAACUAAUGGGAAAAUAGUGACAUCAUCCAUAGUAAUUAUGGGAAAUUACCGAAAAACGGCUUGCAUCCUCUGAAUUUAGUCUUGCAUUUUUAACGAAAAACACCAGGAAAUGAAUGCAACCCUCUUAUAAAUGCCUCCAAUAGACGGUGUAUGUUUGAAUGUUGAGUGUAUUUAGGACAUUAGUGACUCCUGUCAAGCAAAGUGUUGCUCUUUGUCACUUCCUUCUGAUAAACUUAGCGUUCUGUAGUUGUAGUGAAUUUAUGAAGGUCCCAAUGUUGAAUAUUGAACAAAUAUGCAGAAAAAUAAGCUGAAACUACCUGUACAUACAUGUUUAAAUAAAGAGCAUCUUUCAGGAA